This is a messenger RNA of Alosa sapidissima (American shad), 2248 nucleotides long. Its product is annotated as ephrin type-A receptor 4-like. Gene Ontology annotation, molecular function: transmembrane-ephrin receptor activity; protein binding; ATP binding. The record is from RefSeq and is a predicted model, not a curated record. Gene Ontology annotation, biological process: cell surface receptor protein tyrosine kinase signaling pathway; negative regulation of axon extension; protein phosphorylation. Gene Ontology annotation, cellular component: membrane; neuron projection. NCBI's taxonomy places the organism in Eukaryota, Metazoa, Chordata, Actinopteri, Clupeiformes, Clupeidae.
GCAUUGUUCAGGAGUAGGCUAGGUGAUAAUGAUUGCACCUGGGAGAGUGACAUUAUUGGACUCAAGAACAGUGCAAGGCGAAUUAAAAUGGGUUGCCAGUCCAACGGAAGGAGGGUGGGAAGAAGUGAGCAUCAUGGACGAGAAAAACACCCCCAUACGGACCUACCAAGUGUGCAACGUGAUGGAGCCCAACCAGAACAACUGGCUCCGGACAGACUGGAUCCCACGCGGCGGGGCCCAGCGCGUCUACAUCGAGAUCAAGUUCACGCUGCGGGACUGCAACAGUCUUCCCGGCGUCAUGGGAACCUGCAAGGAGACCUUUAACCUCUACUACUAUGAGUCCAACAACGACAAGGAGCGCUACAUUCGUGAGAACCAGUUCUCCAAGAUCGACACCAUCGCCGCCGAUGAGAGCUUCACGCAGGUGGAUAUCGGGGACCGCAUCAUGAAGCUCAACACCGAGGUCAGAGACGUCGGGGUGCUGACCCGGAAGGGCUUCUACCUGGCCUUCCAGGACGUGGGCGCCUGCAUCGCACUGGUGUCCGUGCGGAUCUUCUACAAGAAGUGCCCGCUCACCGUGCGCAACCUGGCGCAGUUCCCGGACACCACCACGGGUGCCGACACCUCCUCGCUGGUGGAGGUGCGCGGCUCCUGCGUGGACAACUCGGAGGAGCGCGAGGUGCCCAAGAUGUAUUGCGGGGCGGACGGAGAAUGGCUGGUGCCCAUCGGCAACUGUCUGUGCAACCCUGGAUUCGAGGAGCGGUCAGGAGCCUGCCAAGCCUGUAGGAUUGGCUACUACCGGGCUCUGGCCACCGAUGACAGCUGCUCCAAGUGUCCCCCCCACAGCUACUCCGUGAGCGAGGGCUCCACGUCCUGCGCCUGUGAUAAGGGUUUCUUCCGGGCCGAGACUGACCCAGCCUCCAUGCCCUGCACACAACCCCCGUCUGCUCCCCAGAACCUCAUCUCCAAUGUGAACGAGACGUCGGUCAACCUGGAGUGGACGGCGCCAGCCUCCUCGGGCGGCCGUUCGGACCUGGCUUACAACGUGGUGUGCAAGCGCUGCGGGCCGGGCCCGUCCCCAGGUGCACCGCGCUUGUGCGCGCCCUGCGGCAACGCUGUCCACUUUUCGCCGCAGCAGCUGAGCCUGCGCGCCACCCGCGUCUCCAUCACCGACCUGCAGGCCCACACCAACUACACCUUCGAGAUCUGGGCGGUCAACGGCGUGUCUACGCAGAGCCCCGGGCCUCAACAGGCCGUCUCCGUCACCGUCACCACUAACCAGGCCGCUCCAUCUCCUGUUACGUCCAUCCAGGCCAAGGACAUCACCAGGCACGCUGUUUCGCUGGCCUGGCAGCAGCCCGAAAGGCCCAACGGGGUCAUCCUGGAGUACGAGGUCAAGUACUAUGAGAAGGACCAGAAUGAGCGUAGCUACCGCAUCAUGAAGACGGCCUCCCGCAGCGCUGAUGUGAAAGGCCUGAGUCCGCUGACCGUCUAUGUGUUCCACGUGCGCGCUCGCACCGCCGCCGGCUACGGAGACUUCAGCGCACCCUUCGAGUUCAUGACCAACUCAGCGGUUAGCGGUGCACGGGGCAGGAUUAAUGGCACGAGGAAGAGCGCAAGACCCUCAGGGAGCACGAGGGGCCCAUCAGAGACGGGGGACGACGCCCUGCUCAGUCCACAUGGCCCCAGACCCCCCUGGGGGACCCUGCCGGCCCCCCGUCAGGUAGUGGCUGAGGAAGUGGGGAGUGGAGGGCCGGUGAAUGUGUGCAUUCUCUGCGUCAGCAUGGCAGGGAUAGAUGAUACGGGGCCAUGCCUGGAGGGGUGGCCCUGCUCUGCUCCGCGCCACUCCGCUCUGGGUAAGACGAGUCCGGGCUCCCUCGAGCAGGCCGACAGGACAGGGAAGGGACGCUUGAUGUACUUCUCGGGGUCACCGAGCUGUGACCUUGCAUUCCUGCUGAAGGGCAUGAGAUGUCCCAGAGCACGAUAUCACAGCACUGCCAGGCUGCUCUCACGAUUGAUAUUUAUGGACGUGCGUUUGGCCACGGCUGGCUGCCUCGCUGAGGCUCCCCGCGGUCCCCCCGCCGUGCCGGGCCUCAGAAGAUUAGAGGGCCCCUGGCAGAAACUAAUCUGCCCCCGCGCCGGCCCACAAUGCCACCCCACCGAGAGCGAGGCGCGCAGGGGGGAAGAGACUCCUUUAAUUCAGGACCCGCAGCCUAUUCAGCCGCAUGCCCAGGACCAGUUUAUUUGA